ACCCAUCGACAAUGUAUCGAAUCUAUAUUCGAUCUAUGACAAUCACAAACGAGACCAGUUUAUAUAAUUAUGUAAAUGUACAGACACCGUCAACCGCACGAUUCGAUGACGUUUUACACGACGUACCGGAUGAAUUUAGUUUUACGAUCUUGUUAAAAGUGCCGCAUGUUCUUAAUGACACGUAUGAUAGUGGUAUGCACAUUAUUGUCAAAGGACCUAAUCGGUGCAAGAAUUAUUCGAAAAUACCUCAAAAUUUACUAAGGCAGGUGAAUGUAAAAAAGAAUGAUGUCGGAUGGCAAGCUGCUGAGAUCACGACAGAUGAGAUUGCUCGCAACAAUUAUACCUUUAUAGUUGGUGACAACAAAACUUACGGAGGAGCUAGAAAUUGCCCAUUGCAGCCUAAUCGAUCAUAUGAGAUAAUAGUUAUUCUAAAAGAACAAAGAUCAAUAUUUCGGAUUUCUAAUGAAAUGACCAUGCUUAAACUAUGGACUAGCAUCGGAAAAGUUUCAGAUUCAUCACCGAUUUACGAAAUAUGGCUUUCUAUUCCUAUAAUAUUACUGCUCAUUAUAGUUGUCACAGUGUUUUAUAUUUAUCGAAGAAGAACGAGACAAGUAUUGGAACAGAUGAUGUCGCAAAACGAGAUGGAGGUGUGGCAAAACGCUGAGAAGACGACUGUCUUUAGUAAUACAGUCAAAUCUCGGUAACUCGAACCUCUGUAACUCGAAAACCUCUAUAAGACGAAAAUUUUGUUUAUUCCUUUCCGCUCCGCGGAAAGAAAAAGUGCACUUCGAUGAAUCGAAACCUCUACAAUUCAAAGAUUUUAGCUCUUCUCUUGAGAUUUGAGUUAUCGAGAUUCGACUGUAGUAGUAAUACUUAAAUUAGUAAUAUUAAGAUUAUUUAAAAUUAAUAUAAAAAGUAUCAAUUUUUGUGCGAUAAUUGUGGGCAGAGGAGGACGAUAGAAAGUUGAGAGGAUAAGAAUGUUGAUAGAAGUAGUGCUGGGAAGGAAUAGAGAAGAGGAAGAAGUAAUAGAGAAAUUGCAAAGAAUAAAAAAUGGGGACGUUUGAGAAAAAGAGGGAUGGGAAUAAAAUUGAGAUGAAAAGAUUGUAUGAAGUAGAGUGGAUAAAGAGACGUUGAGAAUCACUAUGAGUAAGGUUGAGGAAGUGAGGUGUGAAGGAUGGAGAGUAAAGAUAUGAUCUAAUGAAGCGGCGGAAGCGAGUUAGAAUUAAAUUAAAUUAAAAAUAGAGUGUGUGUUUGUGUGCAGACAAGUUAGAUAGAUUAUAGUUGUAAGUUAGCCGUAAGUUGUAAAAUUAAGUGUAACUUUUCAAUUUUGUAAGGUGUUUAGUUGAUAAGAGAAUAAUGUAAUGAUUAUGAU
Messenger RNA from Pseudomyrmex gracilis, 1372 nucleotides. RefSeq lists its product as uncharacterized. The transcript has 3 exons. The record is from RefSeq and is a predicted model, not a curated record. The coding region runs from base 12 to 704 and encodes 230 amino acids. NCBI's taxonomy places the organism in Eukaryota, Metazoa, Arthropoda, Insecta, Hymenoptera, Formicidae.